GAAGCCUAUCGCAGCGCCAUCACACUUGAGGGCAAAGAGGGUAGGAAGCCGGCAUGGCGCUCCGGUCAAUAAAAUCGAUAGCUGGAAGCUGCCUGUGUUGCAGGCAAAGGCGGUGCAGUAGCAGCGCCGCCAUUUUCCCCGAAGGCAUCUUCCGGUGCCUUUCGCCCAAGUUCGGGCAGGAGUUUCCUGAAUAACAGUGAGAGGUUUCCGUUAACCCCGGAGGCGGCCGACUGCGAUUCCCUCCGGGUCUCCCCUAGACACAGUCCAGGUCCAGCGGGGGCUCGAAUCCCGGGACCCGCCGGGGGCCGAGGCUGGGACGGGGAAGGCCGUGGCGCCGGGUUCGCGGGUCCAAUGGCGCCGCCUUCGGCAGCGCUCUCCGCACGGGGACCAGGAGAGGCCGGACCGGGCCGGAGAGGGGGAAGGAAGCCGAGGGGGUUGAAGUUCGCGGACGUGGCCGUGUACUUCUCCCCGGAGGAGUGGGGGUGCCUGCGGCCCGCGCAGAGGGCUCUGUACCGGGACGUGAUGCGCGAGACCUACGGCCACCUGGGCGCGCUCGGGUGCGCAGGUCACAAACCAGCCCUCAUCUCCUGGUUGGAACGAAAUACCGAUGAUUGGGAACCGGCUGCCCUGGAUCCGCAGGAUUGCCCACGGGGGGUAACAGUCCAAAGAAGAACCAGAAAGAAUGGCGAGAAGGAAGUAUUCCCACCCAAGGAGGCACCCCGAAAGGGGAAGAGAGGGCGGAAGCCCAGCAAGCCACGCCUGAUCCCCAGACAGACGUCUGGGGGUCCCAUCUGCACUGACUGCGGUUGUACGUUCCCUGAUCACCCGGCCCUGGAAAGCCACAAGUGUGCCCAGAAUCUGAAAAAGCCUUACCCUUGCCCAGACUGCGGGCGCCGCUUUUCCUACCCGUCGCUGCUGGUCAGUCACCGGCGGGCACACUCUGGCGAAUGUCCCUAUGUUUGUGACCAGUGUGGCAAACGUUUCUCGCAGCGUAAGAACCUGUCCCAGCACCAGGUUAUCCACACCGGGGAGAAGCCCUACCACUGCCCUGACUGCGGCCGCUGCUUCCGGAGGAGUCGCUCCUUGGCCAAUCACCGGACCACGCACACGGGUGAAAAGCCCCACCAGUGCCCCAGCUGUGGGCGUCGCUUCGCCUACCCGUCCCUGCUGGCCAUCCACCAGCGCACGCACACCGGGGAGAAGCCCUACACCUGCCUGGAGUGCAGCCGCCGCUUCCGCCAGCGCACGGCGCUGGUCAUCCACCAGCGCAUCCACACCGGCGAGAAGCCCUACCCGUGCCCGGACUGUGAGCGCCGUUUCUCCUCGUCCUCCCGCCUGGUGAGCCACCGGCGCGUGCACUCCGGGGAGCGGCCCUACGCCUGCGAGCAGUGCGAGGCGCGCUUCUCCCAGCGCAGCACGCUGCUCCAGCACCAGCUGCUGCACACCGGCGAGAAGCCCUACCCCUGCCCCGACUGCGGCCGUGCCUUCCGGCGCAGCGGCUCCCUGGCCAUCCACCGCAGCACGCACACCGAGGAGAAGCUGCACGCGUGUGAGGACUGCGGCCGCCGCUUCGCCUACCCCUCCCUGCUGGCCAGUCACCGGCGCGUGCACUCGGGCGAGCGGCCCUACGCCUGCGACCUGUGCUCCAAGCGCUUCGCCCAGUGGAGCCACCUGGCGCAGCACCAGCUCCUGCACACCGGCGAGAAGCCAUUUCCCUGCCUCGAAUGUGGCCGUGCCUUCCGCCAGAGGUGGUCUCUGGCCGUCCACAAGUGUCACCCUAGAUCUGCUCUCCAGGGGCUCAACCAGAAGGGCAACGCCUUUUAGAAUGGGGAGGACUGUCUUCUGAGUUCAUUUCAUUUCGAGGAGAGACGCAGAGAAGGAAGGAGAAGCUCCAGGUCGUACAGGGCAGAUCCAGGACUAAAACCCAGGUCUGUACUAUAGACCUCAACUGAGUAUUCCAACGCACUGGCUGCCUUACUAUGUGCGUCUGUUAGAACAGACAUCUAACAGACGCACAUAGUAAGCGAGGUGACGUCAUUUGGUUCAAGUUGAACAAGCUACCCUACCCUAAGAGAAUUUCUGUGCUCGGCCACCAGGGCCAGAAGUUCUCCCCACCUGUUUUAGGAGCCAUCUGCCUUUCUAGUUUGUGCAUACAGGGGUUACCUGUCCCCUUGCAUAUGGUGGGGAGAAUCCCAUUUAUGGGGGGGCAGGAUCUUGCCCUCCUCUGCCUCUUCAUUCCAGGUGUAAACAAACCUGGGUUAGCCCCUUUUUACAACACUCCUGCCAAGUGGUGUUCUGCCCUUGCUUUAAAACCUCCCUUGACAGGGAGCUCACUACCUCACAAGGCAGGUCAUUUCAUUUUGGGAUAGCUGAUCCUUAGAAGGUGGUCAGUGCCACAUUCUCCUUCCCUAUAAGCCUUAUCCACAGUAUGUUUAAUACUUCCUCUAUAUGGCAGCCCUGCAGAUAACUUAAUCACAACUAUUUCGCCCCCGUUUUCAGGUUAAAUAGCAUUACUUUGAUCGGUCAUUCCUUAAAGACAAGGUUUCAAUUCCUACACAAGAUCUCUCUCCAAACAAGUGCUGGUUCUUCAGUGUCCCUUUUAAAGGGUCAUUUAUACAAAGUCAGCCAGCACCUCAGUGUACAACCUCCUUGGUCUGUACUUGUUUUAACAGCUCUAGGUUGCAUUGGAUUUGGGGGUGAGGGAGUGGCAUCUGUACCCAGCUUUUUUAAAAAACAAAAACCACGUGCUGUGAAGCUAAGUCUGCUGCACACUGUGUUUGGAAAGUCGGUUCAGGUUGGGUCUGGGACAUAAGUGCAGGGAGCUUUGGGAAAAGAUUGAUCUUAAGGAAAAAGCAGGGAAGGUGUGGGCUAGCAGCAAGAAGGGAAAAUGGGACUGGCUGGUAGUUUUCCUGGUGGAUUUACAUUAUUUCCAGGCAGCCAGUGGUUGGAAAAUCUUUAAGAACUAGGUCUCAUUCCUCCCUGAUUCUCAUCAGAAUAAGGAGACGUCAGCAUAGAAUUUUCCAGGAGUCCUCAGUCAACAUAUUUUCAUGAAAUGAGCCGGAGGCCAUUCAGGGAGGGUAGAAAGUUAGGUAAUUGAAUGCAGAGCAGAAACAGCCUGCCCUCUCAGGUAAGUUCUAGAACGCAGCAGUGUGUCCUAAUCUUUGAGGUGCCGUCAUGGCACCCGCCCUGACCGAGGGGCUCAGUAAAGCUUUACAGAGUUGAAUGAACAGGCCGGCCAGGUUGCCUUGGGGAGCUGCACCAAAUGACUUCUCUCAUAUUCCAACAGCUGGAAGGGGUCAUCCUAUCCCUGUUACUUCUUUUUUUCCCCACUUCUUCCGCCUGCCCCCAAUUCUGGUUUAAGCCAUUGUUAGUUGUGUAGGACACAGCUCCCUGGCCCAUAAUGGUGUUAUGAGCCUUGUGCUCCCCCUGGCUGAGGCAGUCGGUGGCCAGUCAUUGGUGGGGCCGCUCACAGGGCUCUCCCGGCUGCCCACCCUCACACUGGCCAGCAGCCUCUCAUGGCAGCCCAGCUCCAGGGGGAGCUGUUGUUCACAAUCUUAGCUGUAGAGGGCGCAGCUCACUGGCCCAUGUGGGAAUCGAACCAGCUACCCUGGAGUUGGGAGCAGGGCGCUCCAGCCACCUGAGUCCCCACCCCCCUACCCCAUUACUGCUUCCUUCAGCGCUCCUGGUCUCAGCCGCAGAGAGGGGGAGCAGCUGGGGAACACAGCUUUUGUAAUUACCUCUGUUCUGCUGGUGUUUAGCAAGUUGCAUUGUAACUGUUUCUCCUUGGAUGAUGAGCUACCCCAAGGCAGGGGUCAGACCAGAUUGGAUCUCAUUAAAAUGAUGAAUGAAUUAUGUUCCUUGUGGAAUUACUGUUUAUAAAAUAAAUCUAGUUCUUGACCGAGUAGACAUUUUUAUAGAUCCAAUGGAGACCUGCCUGCCCUACCCUAGCAGAGACUAUCAGAUAUUUGCUCAGCCUCCUGUUCUAGAACUGGCUCUUUUCCCUACUUAUCACCAGGCUGACCUAUUUCCUUACCUAGGAAUUUUAUACCUUUUUCUUUGGGCCUGACUGUAACUCAUUAAAGCUGGGGAGCCAUUGGUGGCCAAGCUCCACUGUGUGGUCUCGGGAGGGGGGGGGCACAGAUGAGAGACAACUUCGGGGUUUC
This is a messenger RNA of Rhinolophus ferrumequinum (greater horseshoe bat), 4163 nucleotides long. Its product is annotated as zinc finger protein 689. The coding region runs from base 352 to 1824 and encodes 490 amino acids. The record is from RefSeq and is a predicted model, not a curated record. Gene Ontology annotation, biological process: regulation of DNA-templated transcription. NCBI's taxonomy places the organism in Eukaryota, Metazoa, Chordata, Mammalia, Chiroptera, Rhinolophidae. The transcript is spliced from 3 exons.